AUGGUGAAUGUUAGCUUGAAUGGGAUCUACGAGGUAACACUGUCGGUGACCUGCGCCGCCUCAACCAAAGGAAACCAAUUCUUGUUUUCUCUAACAGCUUUAAACUUUCUCCUCGCCAUUUCAGCGUCUCUGGGAAAUGCUGUAAUCUUUUUUGCCUUGCGAAAGAUUUCUUCUCUUCAGCCAGCAUCCAAACUCAUGUUUCAAUGCCUGGCAGUUACUGAUUUUUGUGUUGGCGUUUUUUCUCAACCUUUGUUUGCCGUCCAGUUGUUGUCGAUAGCAAAUCAGCGAUUGCAGCUUUGUUACAUUCUUGUGAGCAUCAAUAACGUUGCUGGGAAAGCUCUAAGUGGAGUGUCGUUGUUCAUUUUAACUGCAAUAAGUUUAGACAGACUUUGUGCUCUUUGUUUGGGAUUGACUUACAAGAGUGUCAUAACUUUCAGGCGAACACGCACGAUGAUUAUUUGGAUUUGGCUUUUGAACAUUUCCCUCGCCAGCCUGAGACGGUUUUGGAGGCUUGCUUUGAUGACCAAAGUAAUGUCUGCAUUCAUAUCUUCAACAAUAAUAAUCUCAGCUAUCUCCUACUUGACGAUCUACCUUAAACUACGCAAAUAUUGCAAUACGCUGCGAGCCUCUGAUCAAGAUGACCAAUCGAACGUGCGAAGGAGUGCUUUCAACAUUGCCAAGUACAGGAGGACAGUGUGCACUGGGUUGUACGUACAGGUAGCAUUAGUGACCUGCUACCUUCCAUUUGGAAUAGUAAUAGCUUUAGCGAGCACUCGCGGUUACAACUCAUCGUUUAACGUUGCUGCUCGACUGACAAUCACUCUUGCUUUACUUAAUUCAUCAUUAAAUCCCAUUCUCUACUGCUGGAGACUAAGAGGAGUUCGACAAGCAGUGAGGGAGAUUAUAAGACGCCCAAGUCAGUUAUCUUAG
Molecule: messenger RNA, 930 nt
Organism: Pocillopora verrucosa
Lineage: Eukaryota; Metazoa; Cnidaria; Anthozoa; Scleractinia; Pocilloporidae
Source: RefSeq, a predicted model, not a curated record